UCUGAGGAAUUUUUAGAGUUGAAACGUUAGUGACAGCGGGCGGUUUCCACGCGAGUAUCGAUCAAACUGUUACAGAUGGAUAGUUUGAUUCGCAACAAUCUCCGUAUUUGUAGCAAGUGAAGAUUCCCGAGUCAAGAAGAACGGAAGAAUGGAAAACGUGCGAAAGGAAUUAACGAGGAAAAUCGUUACCAUAUGUAAAGCGAACGAAACACCGAUAACCAAAGAUUCGGCCUCAUUUUUGCUUUCCCUCUACCAAUUGAAUCCAUCUUAUCGAAUUAAGGAGAAGGACGAGGAACACAACGCGAGAAUACUCGAGGCUAUAACGGAGAGGUUAUGCGACCAAAGCAAGCCCAGUCUGACAACUUUAAGAAAUCAAUUGUACUUCACCAAGCACUAUCACGAGAGGGAUGAGACCGUCAAAAGACAUCGACUACGACUGCAUCAGAAAACUGGGCCUUUGGUAGCCGAGAUCUGCGAAACUGGUAAACUGAGGGGUGCGAAGGACACGGAGAAAUUAUAUCAGAAAAUAUUAACGGUGAUAACGCUGCUGAGCGGCCUGGGAAGUCCUACUAUACCUUCUGUUUUGAGAGAGGUCUCGGUAGCGUUGCAGAGCGUCUUCCAGACUUCCGAGCUGACUCGCUACGUGACUUUACCGAAACGGGAGAAAGAAGAGCAACUGAUGGAGCUGAUGUGCAUAGUCGCGGGUAUCCGGUUGUUUAACAAGGACUGUCAACGCGGUGGCGAGGAAAUCGACGAUCUGCCAAGCAUCUUACAAGAGGCUCUAACGAAGACCCGCAAUUCCAUCCUCGAGCUGUUAGAACCGUUAAUGGGCAAGGUGUACAAGUUCACGGCUGCCGUGGAGAACGCUGUAGCGUGCGCGUCAUCGACCGUUGCCUCCUCGGAUGCUGCGUGUUACAGCUCGAGAGGAGCGGUCGCGACGUCCGUUGCGAGUGAAAACAUCGAAUGGGCCAUUGAGAUGCUGGCGGCUAGUCGCCAGCAAGAGAUCUACAUUAGAAAGCUGCUAAACGACGUGGAGAGCAGCGAGAACGCGGUGAGAAGUCUGAUGGAGCGUCUUCGAGGACGAUUCUUUAAGUUGCACGAUACCGUCAGAUAUAGAACGGCUAUUCCCACCGCUCAAGUCUACCCACAAUUUAUCGAUCUGGCGGAUAUAUGGAUGGGACUGCAAGACGAGGUGAUCACUUUGAGUAACGUCAAUAACUUCCUGUGGGAAUUACAGAGUUUGAGUAAUAAGACCGUGAAUGUUUACGACCAAACCAAGUUGGAUGACAUAGCGGAGGAUGCUGAUGUCCUGAGCGACGCCGAGAGAUUGGAACGUUCCAUGGGAAACUUAAUAACGGAGUGCGGCGAAUGCCAGAUAUAUUACCCGAACGUCACUAAAGACUUUGAGAAGAUCAAUUUAGAGUUUCUAGGAUUUUGUGCGUGGACGUUCAUCGUGGGUAAGGGAGCUUUAAUACCGGGUAAUCCGAACAAUGGUGUGGCGAAGUGGCGAGGAAAAUAUUACGCCUUCAAGUCGUCCGAGGCAGCCGUCAAGUUCGGCGAGAAUCCUGAUAGGUACGUUUACGAAGCGCUCGACUUUAUCCGCAAUCAUCCGGAAUACAUCCACCUGUUCAAGUUGCACGAAGAAAUCGAAGCCAUGCAGAGUCAAGAAGAGUUUACAAAGGAAGGCCUUCAUUUAAAGGUACGUCAUAAUCAGAAGGUUCAAACGGAUGUUCACACACUUCCUCCUUACGUCGACAAGGAUUACACGUCCAGCAUUUGGGAACUCAAGCGUAGAGCUUUACAUUUGGCAAACAUAAGUCGAUGCACGACGCGUAGCACGCAGACGUUCAACUCACACUUUCGAUACGCUGUUUACGCACAAGCGGCUCCGCCUCAGGAUAAGGAAGUUCAAACCAGAAGAGAUAAUUACACGAACACAAAGAGCCUCAAGACGUUCAUAUUUGGAUUGCGAGGCAGACGGGAUGACAAUCAGCAUGUUAUAUCGUUCUUGGAAGAUGAGCUUGAGCACUUGUAA
Harpegnathos saltator (Jerdon's jumping ant) is the source of this 2035-nucleotide messenger RNA. Its product is annotated as cilia- and flagella-associated protein 206. Gene Ontology annotation, biological process: regulation of cilium beat frequency. Gene Ontology annotation, cellular component: axoneme; ciliary basal body. NCBI's taxonomy places the organism in Eukaryota, Metazoa, Arthropoda, Insecta, Hymenoptera, Formicidae. The record is from RefSeq and is a predicted model, not a curated record.